Messenger RNA from Paramecium octaurelia, 759 nucleotides. The record is from the annotation of a GenBank genome assembly. Lineage: Eukaryota; Ciliophora; Oligohymenophorea; Peniculida; Parameciidae.
AUGAACUCUUCCAAAACUUCAAGAACUAUCAAAGCCUUGCAUUUAAUUCAUUUAGAAUAAAAAAAUUCAGAACUUCCUCAUUAUCACAUUCCUACCUUUAGAGGACCUCCUAUUCCUACUAUCUUAAAACCAUCCAAAGUAUACCCGACUAAAUAAUAAUGUCCAGCAUCUCUUUAAAACUAAGAAAACGGACAGACAAAGUUAUCAAUCGAAAAGAAGAUAGUAUAAUUAAGGAAGGAAAUUUUAAAUGCCAAAUAUACAAAACAGAAAGAAUUGUUGCAAAUAAAUCAACUAUAACCCAAGGAAAGUGUAGUACUCUAAGCAGUUGAAAAACCAAUUGAUUAAUAGUCAAAACCUAUUAAAUAUUGCGAUAAAAAGCCUAAUUCUAACCUUAAAUUCUUUGAAAACUUAAUCAAAGUUCAAGAAAGGUAACCCUAAUAAUCGAAUAUACCAGCGUAAAAUCAUAAAACUCCAAAAUUUAAAUUAUCAGAAAAAUAAGCUUUAACAAUAGAGGAUCGAAUAGAUGAUAAUUAAAUGUUACCAUUGUGUUUAUCAUCAAUCAAACUUAGAAGUGAACCGAAUUCUCCAUAAAUGUUAAAAAAAUUAUAAUCUUAUUAAUUUAGUUAAAGAAAAGUUAGUUAGGAGAGUAUAUAAAAACCAAAAAAAGUAGAUUUGAAUCCAUGGUCAUAAAAUUUAGAAGGUUGGCAUGCACCCUAAGCUGAUGAAGAUUUACCACUAUACUAUAAGUAAUGUUUUUGA